CCUGGGGCUAGAACGAGCGAUAAAGUAAAAAGAGUAAACUAGUAUGUCACAAGAUUUUAGUUCUUUUUGAGGGCGCUAGUAGUCUAGUUGCACGACAGCUGAUUACAAGCUGCUAUUUCAUGCGGAGCACACUAAACUUUAAAUAAAAAUAAUAAUAUUAGAACUGAAUAAAUGAAAUAGCAAACGCGUAUGAUUUCUAUUAAUAAUUUAUCAAUAAAUAAAUAAAAAUAAUCAAAACUUUGAGCUAAACCUUGUAUUGAGUGAUUUAAAAUGAGAAAUAUAUAUUAAGAACAUGCCGGGUUGUUUAGUACCAGGAUGUACUUCUGGUUACAAAUCGAACUUUGAAAAAGUUCAUUUUUUUUCUGUGCCCAAAGAUGAAAAAUUAAAGGAGCAGUGGCAAAUUGCAAUAAAAAGACCCAACACAUUAGUUUCAAAAACACAAGUGGUUUGUGACAAACAUUUUUUAGCUGGAGAUAUAAUUCGAAGUCGACAGUUGUUAGGUCCAGAAGGAGAAGUUCUGGGAGUAUCACCAUAUCGGCGACCGCGACUAGCACCUGGAGCUGUACCUAGUUUAUUUCCUUGGACAGAGGUGAUAUCAUCUGAUAAUGACAUUGAUGCUAACCCUGAGACUUCAGAAGUAAAUCUAGUUCCUGAUCAUAGUAAUGCAUCAGAAAAGCAAGUUGUUGAUACAUUUUCUGUCAAUAUUAAUACUGUGGACAGGCUUGAGGAGCUUCAAGUGGGUCAAUCUUCUGAUGUUUGUUUAUACACUGACACGCCAGCAAAUAUUAUAAAUAAUUUGGAAGCUUUGGAAGCAAAUAGUUGUUGUAAUUCAGUGGAAGUAUUUAAUUUUGAAGCUUUAUUGACUAGUAAUAUGGAAUUACCAAGUUCAUGGAUGCGUAAUAAUAUAAAAUAUAAAGAAGAGUCUCUGAUCAGCUUUUCUUAUCUUAUAUGCGAUAUGAUCGAUGGAAAAUAUUUAAGUUUCAAUCUGAAAGAGGUGAUAGUCGACUCAAAGUUGGAAUUAUAUACACAUAUACUAGAUAAGCCUUUAAAUGUCUCGCCUUACUUUAAUGUAAAAAAAAGUAUCACAAGUGUCAACGAUUUGGAGGAGUAUUUACGCCAGGUUAACUCUCUAAAAGUUUGUCGAGGUAUUGUAAUUCCUGAUAUCAAUGAGUAUGAAAAUUCUGAUGCGUUAGUUAUAGAUAAAAGGAACAUGGUAAGACGUGAGACAUGCACUCUCUUAUGCCACUCAACGCAAUGUAAUGCGUGUCAUAAUGCAAGUAGAGCCUUAGUCAGAAAAAGGAAACGCAACAACACAAAUUUGCAAGAUUCUAGAUCAAUAAAUAAAAAAAGUAAUGUACUUUCGAGUAAAUUCAAGUCACAUGCUAAAGUAAAUUCUGGCAAUGACCACGUGAAAAAAUUGAAACAAAAAUUAAGUAGAUCCAUACAGCGGAAAAAUCAGUUGCAGUUGGCGAAUAGAACAUUACGAAAAAAUUUGAAAACCUGUCAAAAGACAAUGUCUCAAAAAUCUGAAGCUAGUGUUCUUAAUAAAUUACGUUCGAAUGAUGUUGCUAAAAAUCAAUGUGAUGUAGUUCAAGAAAUCUUGAAAGCAUCACACUGCAAAAAUUCUAGCGGCCGUCGAUACUCUGAGAACUGGUUGAUGUUAUGUAUGUUGCUAUACAUGCGGUCUGUUUCAGGAUAUAAUUUUAUCCGUGAUAAUAACAUUUUGCCAUUACCAUGCGUCAGUACAAUGAGAAGGAAUCUUGCAUCGAUAAACACACAGUGUGGAUUUGACUCAGAAUUUUUCGAAGCAUUCACUAAUUUUUUGAGUAAAAAAGAAGAAAUUUGUAGGCAUGGUGUCUUGCUAUUAGAUGAAAUAAGCUGUCGCGAAAGUGUUAACGUGCGCUCACAAAAUCUUACUUAUGUCGGCUUAGAGGACUUUGGCGAAGAAAGUAAUAAAGUGAUUACAAUGAAUGAUAAGGCUAAUCACGGGUUAGUGCUAAUGUUUCAACCUUUAUACGAUACAUACACUCAGCCUGUAGCUGUAUUUGGUUCUCAUGGUCCUGUCAGUGGUCAAGUUUUGUCUCAGCUUAUUGUAAAAGCAAUAAUAUUACUGGAAAAAUCAAAUGCAAAGAUACAUGGUGUAAUUACUGAUGGUGCGACUACAAACAGAAAGUUUUGGACAAUUUUAGGGAUGAGUGGCCGAAAAGAAAAUUUUAAAAAUUAUUUUAACCAUCCCAGUGAAGCGGAUCGGAAAGUUUUUGUGUUUUCAGAUACUCCUCAUCUCAUUAAGACUAUUAGAAACCGCUUACAUAAAACUGGAUAUUAUCAGAUUGAUCCUGACAAAUCUCCAAUUGAAUGGCAGCAUUUUAAAGAUUUAUAUGAUAAGGAUAGUCAGUUUCCAGGAAAGUUAAGGAUGUGUCCCAAGAUAAAUAAUGAGCAUUUAGACUUAAAUAACUCGUCAAAAAUGCGAGUUAGGCUCGCUGUUCAAGUAUUUAGUCAAUCAGUAGCUAAUGCACUAAGAAAAUAUGCAGCCAACGACCCUGAAUUGAACUCUUGGGAAAGUACGGCGGAAUUUUGUUCGUGGAUAAAUCAGAUGUUUGAUGCUCUUAAUCGGCAUGAAAGUAAAGGAGUGCUGCCUAAUAAUGAAGAUUUUAAAGUUAUUGAGCUAUCACUACAAAAAUUAAAUGACUGGGAAGAAAAUUUCAUUAAGAAGGAAAUACCUGACACAACUUUUUUAACAAUUCCAACGGCAGAAGGACUUCGAAUAACGCUACAAUCUUCCCUGGAUAUUGUUCGGCUAUUGACCGAAAAAUACGGAUUUCCAGCAGUUCCAACAGGAAGAAUUAAUCAGGAUUCUUUAGAGGUUCGCUCAAUUUUAGAGCAAUUAAUAGUACAUAAUAAUAAUUGGUCAUAAAGUAGUGAUAGUAUCAGAAUUAUAACGCUUUAAUUUAACAAUUAACAAUAGAGCGCUCUAACAAUUUGUGUGCUUUACUCUUCUGCUUACUGAUAACUUUUAGACUCGAAUUUAUUGUCUUAAACAAUUCAUUGUAAAUGUUCAAACAAUGAUUUAUAACUAUCACUUGUUUAAGACAUUGCUUGCUUAUAAUGUUACUUGUUUAAGACAAUAAGUUUAUACAAACAAC
Cotesia glomerata is the source of this 3143-nucleotide messenger RNA. RefSeq lists its product as uncharacterized. NCBI's taxonomy places the organism in Eukaryota, Metazoa, Arthropoda, Insecta, Hymenoptera, Braconidae. The transcript has 6 exons. Gene Ontology annotation, molecular function: sequence-specific DNA binding. The record is from RefSeq and is a predicted model, not a curated record. Bases 293 to 2914 code for a protein of 873 amino acids.